AUGCUCGAUUUGAUGGACCCGAUGUUCCUAGUCAAGUUUGGCUCCUACCCGACGAAAACCCACACCCCGACCGUCUCCCGCGAGAGGAUUUUCGAAGGCCAUGAUAUGCUCGCCAUCUUCAAUCACGCCAACCGCAGACGCUUGAACUUCUCAUACCUGCGCAUGGGCUUCAGGAGGGGCACCAACGUCGGGUACGACUUCGUCAGCUUCGACGACCCCAACGAAGAUGCUUCGGCGUGCCUUCCAGGCCAUGGCUGGACUCGCCUGGCGGAGUCUACGUACGGGGUCUGUCAGGGCCAGGACGGCUGUAUCGAGAAGCGGCCUGACCGGAGAGACUAG
Molecule: messenger RNA, 339 nt
Organism: Saxophila tyrrhenica
Lineage: Eukaryota; Fungi; Ascomycota; Dothideomycetes; Mycosphaerellales; Extremaceae
Exons: 2
Coding region: 1-339 (112 amino acids)
Source: RefSeq, a predicted model, not a curated record